This is a messenger RNA of Gadus morhua (Atlantic cod), 2344 nucleotides long. RefSeq lists its product as uncharacterized. Gene Ontology annotation, molecular function: DNA binding. Gene Ontology annotation, biological process: regulation of transcription by RNA polymerase II. Bases 1376 to 2194 code for a protein of 272 amino acids. Lineage: Eukaryota; Metazoa; Chordata; Actinopteri; Gadiformes; Gadidae. The record is from RefSeq and is a predicted model, not a curated record. Gene Ontology annotation, cellular component: nucleus; transcription regulator complex. The transcript is spliced from 2 exons.
GGAUAUUGCUUUGUAUAAUUCUUCAUCCAAGUACCAAAAGCUACACCCCUGUGAGUUAGGACAAACGAUGAACUGGUGAAUGUGCAGAGGAGCAGGCCAGUGUCAUUCACAUUGUUAUAUUAAUGCUGAGAGAAGUGUGAACAUUGUUGUACGCAACCCAUUUGUUUGUUGAACUUGGCCAAAGUUUAGUGAUCAGAAACAGCAGCCAAGUGCCGUAUCAUGUAAGAUUAUUUGUCGGUAAAACAUUUAUCUAGACUCGACCAGCAUAGCAGGCAAUAUCAAUCUGCUGAACAGCAUGAGUGUCUAACUAGCGGCCCCUAAGAAAUUGACUGAUUUCCAUUUAAGAUAAAAUAUAUAUGUUAAAAUAUUUGUUGAAAUUUAUUGCUGAGCCCUCCUGGGAAAAAUUAGUUCCAGACCCCUUAAUAUAUAUUUUGUGGUCAGUGGCUUGUGCUUGAGUUGCCACCUCUGUAUAAACCAUGCUUUUACAGUGGUUUUAGUUUUGCUAUUCAUUUAAAGGGGACAUCAUACCACCAGGUGUCUAACGGCUUGUAAUGGCUAAUCAAACCUGUUGGUAUAGGUCCCCUUUGAAGGGAUUGGGCAAGAGCACCCAGGAACGAAAAUACACAGAAAUGUCCAAAAUGAAAUUAAUAAUCAUCUCAAACUCUGCUUAUUCAUUAUUCGAAGGCUUCAUAUCUGAGAAUUAUCUCUGAUUUGUAUAGUUUGCUUUAAAGAAGCGCAGUAGCCUCAUUCGGCUGCACUGUCGCUGUGAUGGGAGUGUUGGGUACCGGUGACUAAAUCCAUUGUAAUCUGAAAUGACUUCAGAUUGCAAUGAAUUUGUGGAUCAAUUGUCUGAUGCUUUAUGCACACCAUGAUUACAAUUACAGUGAAAUUGAACCCCCUGUUUCAGCUCGCCAUCAAUUACUAUGAGUUUUGGGAUGAGAGGCAUGGAAGGAUGGGGGCGUGUUAUCGCCAUGGUUACGAUUCAGGCCAACUUUGUUAUACUCUUCUCAGAAACAUCGUUGUGCAUCAGUGUUAUUUGGAGCGAUGUAUGAAAUGCAUCACAGACUGGCUUUACGCUAUAAGUUUCUGUGUCUCUCUCAGACAUGGAAAAUCAACUUCCCAAUAAAGGAUUUGGGUUCACUGUGAUAACAUAAUUAGAUGUAAUUUAAAGAUUUCCCAUCCUUCAGUUUAAGUAUACCAUUUAACUUUUUCAGGGGGUGGGGUAAACAAAACGUAAAUUAUAUUUUCAACCCCUCACAAACCAUGGCCUCGUUUCCACAUACGUAUGUUUUUCGUAUCCGUACUUCCGUAAAUUUACGGAAGGGGUCGCUAGUGCUUUACGUACGGACAUGAAUUUAUUUACGGACGGAAGAUAAUGGCCGUUUUUCGGAGACCGGUACUGUGGAAUAUGAGGAUCGACAUCUACCGCGAUAAGAACAAAACCAACCAGGCUUGGAAGGAGAUCGGUGAAGAGUUUGGCCUGCCAGAAAAAGACUGUAAAAAAAGGUGGCGCGACCUGAGGGAUCGAUAUGUGAGGGAGAGGAGGGAGGCAUCAGAAACCACAGCCAGUGGCAGCGCUGCGAGCAACAGGAGGCCCUGGUGCCAUGCUGGACUUAUGGCCUUUAUAGACCCCUUCGUGGCAUCCAGGAUGACGACCAGCAACAUGCCAGAGAGUUGUGGGAAUGGUGUGGAUGAGAGUGUGAAUGAGAGUGAGAUUGAGAGUGUGCAUGAGAGUGAACGGGAGGCCUUCUUGGCAGCUACCAACUCCAGCAUGGAAGAUUUUGUGAAUGUGACUGAGAAUGUGAUGAAUGAGACUGUGGCGAAUGAGAGUGUGGUGAAUGAGAGUGUGGUGAAUGUGCAAGUGAAUGCAGGUCGGGCUGCAGGUUCUGCUGUUGCUCCGGGCAGGAAGAGGAGGACUGGAAGGGCAGAGGCACCCAUGCCAGCCUUUGAGCGUAACCUGAUGCUCGCCCUGGAGAGAACAGCUGGCCCCAGUGUCCCUACUAUCCCGGUCGUGGAUGAGGACCACAAUUUCUUGCUCAGCCUCCUGCCAUCACUGCGGCGGCUGGAGCUUAGCAAGAAGGCAUUCUUGAAGCUACAGAUACAUCGCCUGAUGUAUGAGGCAGAGUUUCAAUGUAAGUGGGCAAUGGUUACAAUAUACCUGUUAAUUGUUAUUGCAAAUAUUUCCCUGACUUGAUCGACCUGUCGCUAUAACCUGGCUGUUCUGUCUUUUUGUCAUUUGGCUUUUUCAGAACAAACUCCUGUGACCUGGUGACUCCUGUUCUUUUAAUUUAAAAUGUUACAGUUCUAUUUUUUUAAAUUAAAUAAAAUCACUUGAUUGUUUAUA